UUUCUUCACCAGUCCUGGAUGGUAAUACUAAGCAACAUUAUAAGAAGCAACCUGGAGAAACUCGGCAAGGGCACGUACAACGUCAACGAGACUUGCUGGUUCGCCUACAAGACUUCCAACCUUUGCCGACUGAUCAGCAGAGUGCGAUACUCCAUGCAGGACUCCCUCCGCUACAUGGUGCUCAGCUCGAUAUUCUAUCUGAACGAUAUGAUCCAGGACAGUUGCUACAGUGUUCUCCAGUGUCAAGAGGACAUGGUCUGGGGAGAAAACCUCACCAGGAGCCCUUUGAAGCCAAAAAAGCAUCCUCUGUUUGUGCUGGACCUGGUUCUGGAUUCUAAAAGUGUCAAGUACACAACACCACCGGAGGACUUUGGAAAGGCUGUUGUGGAUUUGUUCGAUAAAGGGAUCCUUGCAACGUACAAUGUGCCAAGGAUCGAUGGGUUUGUGAUGAAGAACUUGUUCAUCGGCGGUGAUCCAGUCAUCUUGUCCGUGUACAUGUGGGAACCAGAAGUAGCUAGGACGAGGGAGCAGAUACAGAAAGCGCUGAGCAAGGCAGAGAUCCCCCUCAGGGCCUACGCUGAGGAGUUCACAGAGUACCUGGAGCUUCACAACUUGGAUAUCGAAACCUAUGUGAAAGCCAAUGUGACCAAUCUUUCGUCGGUGAAGGAGGUGAAGAAGGAGGUUAGGAAACACCUUCUGGAGAUACGACGAAUGGAACAAUCCCUUCCAUCCUCCAUCACGAUCGGCCCGUUUGUAGUUCGCGUGAAACCUGUCCGAGAGGCUUUGUGCAACAAAAGGAAAGUUUUAGCCAAACGCACUCUGGAUCACUUUGCCGAUAAGCUGCGGAAACAACUGCAUAUGGCGAGCGAAAAGUGUCACAGCAUGUAUCGAAGACUGCGUGUGAGGCCUGAGAGUGCGAAUGAAGAGAAGGAGAAGAAGGCAUGGAUCAAACUGCUACCAGAGCAGCUGGAGACUUAUAAGGAGACAGUCAGAAAGCUCCUUGUUGAGUACGAGAUCUUCUAUGAGUUUUACCAUUACCUCCCAGAAGCAGACGUUAAUAAGAAGUUUGAAGCAAUCAGGUGGCCUAUUAAGAUCCUCAAAGAAAUAGAAGUAGCCCUCGCUCCAGCUGGACCACGGAGAAAGACCAGGACAGCUGUUGCAACCUCAUAAGCCUUUGUUUCACACCCAAAGACCGGAAGACCUGGCGGUCUGCAGGCAGUAGGUUCACUCCAAACCUUGUCAU
Messenger RNA from Synchiropus splendidus (mandarinfish), 1243 nucleotides. Its product is annotated as dynein axonemal heavy chain 1-like. Lineage: Eukaryota; Metazoa; Chordata; Actinopteri; Syngnathiformes; Callionymidae. Gene Ontology annotation, biological process: microtubule-based movement. Gene Ontology annotation, cellular component: dynein complex. Gene Ontology annotation, molecular function: dynein light intermediate chain binding; dynein intermediate chain binding; minus-end-directed microtubule motor activity. The transcript has 7 exons. The record is from RefSeq and is a predicted model, not a curated record. Bases 19 to 1170 code for a protein of 383 amino acids.